AUGGGUGGUGCAGUCAACGCGGUCUUGACCACACAAGCACGCCAAUGGAAGCUCCCUGAGCAGUCACAGUCGGAAGACGGACUGGAAAAUUUUCAUGUUGAGGGCAAUGAAGACGAUGUCUUCAGCGGUCACCGAAUGGCGCUGCUUUGGGAAGAACGAGAUGGCAAGACUAGAGGCAUUUCCGGCACCCAUCACGUAUUCCGCGGUUCCGAAGGCCUUCAAUCACAUGCACUCCAGACCAUUGGUCACUUGGAUGAAGCCGAAGCUGUAUUGCCGAUGACCAUGAUAUACGACUCCAAGAACGCGACUAUCAUGUACCAGUGCUCGGAGAAAGAUGCCGUGCGCCACGGCAUUAGCCUGGACUUCUCUCUAGUGGCACCCGACGAUGAAGUCAAUCUUUUGUCUAAUCGUUCCGAAGUGGUACAUUUGGAACCUACGCUGGGUGGAUUGCUCCUCGAUUUCCCAACAUCGAGGUACUACCAUUACUUCCACAAGCUACUGUUCGAGGACGAUUCAGUUCAUGCAAUCGUAAGAAAGCUGUGCUGCCUCAAGGUGUCUGAAUCCACGGGUAGUGCAUCGCAGAACGAAGCCACGCUACUGAGGCGUUCACUAUACCGCAGCGCUUUGAUCCUGAAGGCGCGGCGAGACGUUCAUCUCACUCUGGGCGCAGACAUUAUACCCCAGGACGCCAUCGAGGACAAUCGCAAAUGUGCACGCAAAUACAUCCGAAACAUGUCAGGUGUGGAAGUAGAGAAGCGACUCGAAAGAUACGCACAGGAUCUCAGCAACACGUUCCAUUCUUAUGGAGAUCUGAUUCCAACCAAAAUUCUACAAUCCAUGGCAACAACGAUCGAGUUAGGCGCUGUCGAAGCUACCGCUAAUGGCUUCAUCGACGAGACCUGUGUCUUGAUCUCCCUUCCCUCCUUUGUUGUAGCCCUCGGCCAAGCUUUGAACGGGCCUAAAGCAGCCCAAAUGGAAUCGACUCCGCAAAUCGACGGGCUCGAUCUCCAGAUAUACCGAACAAGGUGUCUUUAUUUGUUCUGGUGCGCGGACUGGUUGCUUGAAUACCUCAGGACAGCGAAGCAGGGAUUCUGCCCGAUGGAGGUCGAGGCUGUAUACAUCGCAUACGUACGGAGGAACCUCAAGCUCAUGGCGUCGAAGUUGCUGAGAAACUGGGUGGCCUGGGGCAUGUUUGUGGAGACAAUCUCGGGGGCGUAA
Molecule: messenger RNA, 1218 nt
Organism: Parastagonospora nodorum SN15
Lineage: Eukaryota; Fungi; Ascomycota; Dothideomycetes; Pleosporales; Phaeosphaeriaceae
Exons: 2
Coding region: 1-1218 (405 amino acids)
Source: RefSeq, a predicted model, not a curated record